AUGGCUCUGAUACCAUAUUUUUGUGGCUCUGCUUCUGGAAAAUAUGGAUUACCAUGUGGCUCAACAUCAUUCAGUUGCUUUUCACGGGAUGCUACUUCUAAUACCAACGGUGAAGUACAUGGUAAUUCUAGUAUCAAAGGGGAGACUGACCAAGAGUCUGUUGGAGACCUCGGUAUUUACAAUCCACCGACUAGUAGUUACAGUUAUUACUACCCAGAGUAUAAUGGAUCCUUCACACAAUUGGAUGAUCAUGGUUAUUUUCAAGCAGAUGGAUCUCAUAUGGUAUGUUCUUCUGACGUAUACUUUCAUUUCUAUUUGCAAAAAUUAGGCAAAACUAUGUCUCGUUCUGCUUGGCUGAUAAGGGUAGUUUUGUAUAAUUGUGUCUUGUUGAUAAUUGAUACUAGUGUAUCGGUUGAUCACAUCAGGGAUGCAAUCACACAAUGGAUCACUAGUUUAUUAUUUACCUGCUAUAAUCCAUAUGCUUCUGGGGCAGUGGUUGGGGUAGAUGGGCAAAGUGUUGGUCAACAAGCAUAUUUUUCUUCACCUGGAUACCUUCCACAUCCUGUUUUCUAUGGAUCAGAAGCCAUGCCUUGCUAUUCAUGGGAUUCAGCAUAUUUUAGUGAUGUCUCAAAUGGCAAUACUGGUUCUCAAAAUGGAAAAUAUGGAUCAGCUUCUACUUUUGCCAAGUCCAGUGGUUUUAACUCUAUGAAGUCUAAUGACAAUUCUGCUGGCAAAUCCUCUAAGUCUACAAAUACACAAGCAAUUAGAUCUUUAAACAAGGUGUCUGCAUUGGGUUCUGAUUUCUCAGCAGGUCUCUCGAAAGGAUACCAUCCUGUAGGAAAUUUGCCUCCUUUUUCUAUCCAAAAACAUGGUCCAUUCCCGCAUAAUUGUCCUAUGAACUAUAGACAGAUCGGAAGGAUAUGGAAUGGAAAUGAUAGAAAUAAAUCUGGAGACAGAUUCUAUAAAAACAGUGAUUUUGAAACCUCAAAUGAACUAACUUCUGGUCCUAGGGGCUCUAACAAAUUUCCUUCUCGGGAGACUGCUGUCAAGGAAGACUUGGGAAUCACUGUACAAAGAGAUCAGCAUAACAAACCAGAUUUUGAAACUAAGUACGCAGAUGCUAAGUUCUAUGUUAUCAAAUCUUACAAUGAAGAUGACAUUCAUAAGAGCAUUAAAUAUGAUAACAGAGAUCUUGAAAAUAAUGGUAGGCGGCCUGUAACUUAUAGCAGAGACACUCAAGAGAAGCAUAUAAAAGCAGGAGAUAGGAAAUGUGAUGAUGAUUUGACGAUCAAGAAAACUAAUAAUCCCAUGACUCUUAUCAAUCUAAUGAAGAAUCUCUCUCUCCACGGCUACAAUCCAAAGAGUAAUUAUGUAAAGAAGCCAAUAGAAAAUUCAAUUCCUGUUUUUCCUUCUUCCCUCUCUCAAAUGACAAUAGAGCGGCAGAUGAUAGAGCUGCAAAAGAUUGCAGGUAUUUGUAAGAGUAAAGCAAUUAAGAAUGCUAAAAAGUAA
Messenger RNA from Hevea brasiliensis (rubber tree), 1509 nucleotides. RefSeq lists its product as uncharacterized. Gene Ontology annotation, molecular function: mRNA binding. Gene Ontology annotation, cellular component: cytoplasm. Gene Ontology annotation, biological process: mRNA destabilization. The coding region runs from base 1 to 1509 and encodes 502 amino acids. The transcript has 8 exons. The record is from RefSeq and is a predicted model, not a curated record. NCBI's taxonomy places the organism in Eukaryota, Viridiplantae, Streptophyta, Magnoliopsida, Malpighiales, Euphorbiaceae.